Molecule: messenger RNA, 5811 nt
Organism: Paramecium primaurelia
Lineage: Eukaryota; Ciliophora; Oligohymenophorea; Peniculida; Parameciidae
Source: the annotation of a GenBank genome assembly
AUGAAAUCAACUUUUACAAGGUCUGCGUAAAGAAGUUUAGAAGAGCAACCAAUUAGUUCUUAAUUCAAAGCAUCUUCUCAGUUACAUGCUGCUCUUCUUAAUGAGUAUAAACGACCUGAAAAUUCUUCUAUGCCUAAAGUGACACUUACAUCCACAGGAAAAGAAGCUGUAAGAUAAGCUAGACUUGAAAAAGAAGUUUAAAAAUUUGAAUAUACUUUGUAAUCUGAAGUUGCUUCAUUACCUAAACAUCCAGCACCUAUAUAUAGAGAACAAACUAAAGUAAGUUAUCAAAAUUUAAUAUCAAGUUACUUAUUGAAAGACAAAAGGAUACGAGAAGAGAGAAUCAUUUAAAGUUUUGUGAUGAAUUUGAGAAAUGGGUUAAUCGUCUAAAUAAAAAUUUAGAAGAGGCCUAUAAAGAUAUUAAAAGAGAUAUUACAGAUUUCUUUUCUGAAUCAGAUCAAUAAAUAACUAAUUAUUAUCAAACACUUACUGAUGAAGCCUUACUUAAAAGGGAAAUAGAAUUUGUAGAAAGUAUCCAUUCAACUGUCAAUGCACAUAGAGAAAAAAGAGAAACCAAAGUUAACACACUUGAUAAAAGAUUAGAAGAUUUAGAAAAAGAGAGAUUUAGAUCCUUAGAACUAUUCUGUAAUAGAUUUUAAGAAGGUCUAAUUGAUGUGGCAUUCUAAUUAGAACCUGAAAUAACUGCGCAUGUGGAUGUAUGAGCUCUUAUUAUACACUCAGACUUUCAGAGAAGAGUUUCGAAAGGUUGUGGCAGAGAAGAGAGCAGACAAUUAAGUCUAUGUUCAAGAGGUCAAUAGAUAGCAUUAAGAGACAUUUAAAUAGUAUGACGAAACACAAAUUUAGAAAGAAUAACGAUGGAGAGAUUUAAAACAUUAACAUUAUAUUGAAGAAUUUAAUGUUGAUAUUUAGAAAUUAGAAUAUGUAUAUCCUGAUGAAAGAACAUAAUUAUAUGAUAAAUUUAGGAAAACAUAAAAGGAUAUAUUUAGAGAAAGAAAACAAUUAUUAGAGAAACUUAAUUCAUAUGAUUUAGCUGCAUUAACAAAAACAAUAGUUGAAAAGUGGAUAGAUGAAACUAAAUCAUAUAAUGAAUUAGCAUCAUAAACAAUUGAUGUUUGUUGUAAUAAUUUAUUAGAGGAAACUAAAAAAACACAUAAUUAUUGUAUGUAAAGAUAUGAAUUAAUCAAAUCAUAAUUAUUAUAUGCAAGAGCAAAAUCAGAAGAAGAAUUAAAUUAAUUAUUAGAAGAAUAAUUCCUACCAUAAGUUAAUAGUUUAAAUCAAUCUGCUAGAGAUUUAAUGAAAUAAGCUAUUGAUUAUUAUGAAAGAAUUGAUCAAUAAUAAACUGAUAUACUCACUAAUUAUGGAUAAUUCUUUAUGAAAAUAGCAACUAAAAAUGAUGAAUACAAAACUGAAAUGCAAUUAUUAAUGCAUAAUUAUGAAAUACAAAAAGCAUAAGCAGCAGAUAAAAAUGAUGAAGUCUUAGAAGAAUUAACUAAAAAGUUAAAAGAAGAUAAGUAAAAAUUAACUGAAGCAUUACAUCAUCCUCGUUUAGAAGAAUGUUUAACUUAAUGUUAUAAGGAUUUAGAUUAAUUUGGAGAAGAAUAUGAAAGAUUUCAUUAAGAUAAUAUGGCUAUAGCUAAUUAACAUCCAAAUAUCAUCAAAAAUAAACAUUAAAUAUUUGAAAAAUAAGUGUUAAAUAUCUUUGAAUUAGUUGAUCCAUAAAAGGAAUAAUUCCUAUAAGAAAAAUAUAGAAGGAUAGCUGAAACAAAAAUAAAAUAUUUAAUUGCUAAAGAAGAAUAUAAUAAAAAAAUAGAAGAAGAGAAAUUAAUUGAAGAAGCCAAGAAUAAAAAAGGAGGUAAACCUCCUGCUACAAAACCUAAAGAUCCAAAAAAGUAUUAAUAAGUAAAUAUAGUAGAUUUUAAUAAGAAUUAGAGGAUAGAAUGAAAUAAUUAUUAAAGGAAUAACCACCCUAAGAAGUACCUAAAUAUAAUAGUCCCCUUGAUUAAUAAUUUGUAUUGUUUAGAUCUACAAAUGAAAUUGCAGAACGUAUGUACAUUCCUCCAGAUGAAAUGGAAUAAGUACUAGCUAAAGAAAAAUUAGAAGCUGAUGAAAUUGAAUCAUAUUUAUAAUAAUAGAAUGCACCAAAAGAUCCUAAAGCAAAACCUGCAGCUCCACCUCCUAUUGAAUUACCUAAUUAUAUUCCAGAAGAGGAUGUCCCUAAGAAAUCAGUUGAUUUUGCUGAACAACCUCCUAUAAAUGUGUUAAAUUAAGCUGUUUUAGAAAAGGAUGCAAUAAUAACAAUAGAAUAUUUAUCGGCAUUAUUAAAUUAAACUAAAUAGAAAUUAUUUGAUUAUAUAACUAGUUGUCUUAACUUUUAAAAUUAAUAAGCUAAUGAAAGUGAUAAUGAAUUUAUAAAAUAAUCUGAAAAUCAGAGAAAUGAAAAGUAGUCUUAAAUAGAACCAUAAAAAUAAGAAAUCAAAAAUACUAUAUAUGUAUUAAGAAGUUAAUAAAUUACAAUGCAUAAAAAAAGGUAAAAUAAAAUAUUAAUUAAUUAGAUAUGAACGAUAUGCAAAGUAAUUAGUAGAAAGGAUUGAUGAUCAAACAGAAUAGAUUAAUUUUUUAUUGGAAGGUGGAUUAUUGGAUAUGAAAGAUUAUAUAUAAGAGUAGUAAACAUUAAAAAAUAAUUUAUAAACAGCAACAACUUUAGCCAAAUUAUAAGGAAUUCAAAAUACUGUUAAAGAGAACUAUUUUAAAUUUGGAGAAAGUAAUAUUUUUAAUUUAUAAUAGAAAUUAAUGAUUUAGAAUAAAAAUUAAAUUAUUUGGCAAAUUAAGAAUUGGAUGUAUUAUUAUAAAAAAACAAAGAUUUUAUGAGAGAUUGCAAACCAAAUGAAUAUUUUAAAGAAGAAUUAGAAUGGUAUCAAUAAAUGAUGGAUGAACAUAAUGCUACAAUUAUUAAACAUAAAGAAAAAAGAACAUAAAGAUUAGAAGAAAUUAAAAAAGUAUUGAUAGCUAAAAAAUAAGAAUAAUUGGAUAAAUUUGAAUAAGAAUAUAUAAUAGCAGUUGAAGAUUUAGCAGCUAAAGAUGGUACUGGAAAGAAAUAUGGAAGACCUAAAAGAAUAGCUUAAGAAAAAUUAAGAACAGAAAUGACUAAAUGUGAAAAAGCAUAAGAAUGUAUCAAUUUGAAAAUACAAGAAUUGAAAGAUCAUUAUGAUUUAUUCAAAAAUAAAUAAGGUGAUUAUUUUGCUAAUCUUGAACCAUCAUUUUCUAUAAAAAUUAGAAAAAUAUUAAGUGGAACCUUAAUUUGUAUCAAAAGAUAUGCAAAUCAUAUUGAAGCACUUAAACCAGAUAAUAAAGUUGUAGAUAUGCCAAGAACUACUUGGAAGGAAAAUAAAUUUGAUACUAUUUUAGAAGUUGAAGAAUAAUAAGAAGAUAAAAAAAUAAUUGAAAAUGAUUUAGAAAGUAUGGGACCAUUAUUUUAUGCUGAAAAGAAAUUAUAAGAAAGUUUAGUAGAUAUUGAAAAGAUAAUUAAAGAAGAAGCAAUUAAAAUUUAUGCAGAUAAAUAAAAAUUCUUAACUGGAACUGAUAAAAUUCCAGAUUAUCUNAAAAAGCUAAUGAAAGUGAUAAUGAAUUUAUAAAGUAAUCUGAAAAUUAGAGAAAUGAAAAGUAGUCUUAAAUUGAACCAUAAAAACAAGAAAUCAAAAAUACUAUAUAUGUAUUAAGAAGCCAAUAAAUUACAAUGCAUAAAAAAAGGUAAAAUAAAAUAUUAAUUAAUUAGAUAUGAACGAUAUGCAAAGUAAUUAGUAGAAAGAAUUGAUGAUCAAACAGAAUAGAUCAAUUUUUUAUUGGAAGGUGGAUUAUUGGAUAUGAAAGAUUACAUUUAAGAGUAGUAAACACUAAAAAAUAAUUUAUAAUCAGCAACAACUUUAGCCAAAUUAUAAGGAAUUCAAAAUACUGUUAAAGAGAAUUAUUUUAAAUUUGGAGAAAGUAAUAUUUUUAAUUUAUAAUAGAAAUUAAUGAUUUAGAAUAAAAAUUAAGUUAUUUAGCAAAUUAAGAAUUGGAUGUAUUAUUAUAAAAAAAUAAAGAUUUUAUGAGAGAUUGCAAACCAAAUGAAUAUUUUAAAGAAGAAUUAGAAUGGUAUCAAUAAAUGAUGGAUGAACAUAAUGCUACAAUUAUUAAACAUAAAGAAAAAAGAACAUAAAGAUUAGAAGAAAUUAAAAAAGUAUUGAUAGCUAAAAAAUAAGAAUAAUUGGAUAAAUUUGAAUAAGAAUAUAUAAUAGCAGUUGAAGAUUUAGCAGCUAAAGAUGGUACUGGAAAGAAAUAUGGAAGACCUAAAAGAAUAGCUUAAGAAAAAUUAAGAACAGAAAUGACUAAAUGUGAAAAAGCAUAAGAAUGUAUCAAUUUGAAAAUACAAGAAUUGAAAGAUCAUUAUGAUUUAUUCAAAAAUAAAUAAGGUGAUUAUUUUGCUAAUCUUGAACCAUCAUUUUCUAUAAAAAUUAGAAAAAUAUUAAGUGGAACCUUAAUUUGUAUCAAAAGAUAUGCAAAUCAUAUUGAAGCACUUAAACCAGAUAAUAAAGUUGUAGAUAUGCCAAGAACUACUUGGAAGGAAAAUAAAUUUGAUACUAUUUUAGAAGUUGAAGAAUAAUAAGAAGAUAAAAAAAUAAUUGAAAAUGAUUUAGAAAGUAUGGGACCAUUAUUUUAUGCUGAAAAGAAAUUAUAAGAAAGUUUAGUAGAUAUUGAAAAGAUAAUUAAAGAAGAAGCAAUUAAAAUUUAUGCAGAUAAAUAAAAAUUCUUAACUGGAACUGAUAAAAUUCCAGAUUAUCUUAGAGCAUAUAUUGAGAAUAUGUAAAGGAAUAUGAAUGAAUUUAGAAUAUAAUCAAUUAGAGAACUUAGGAAUGCUUGUGAAGAAUUAUCAGAAAUGUCACCAAAAAUAAGUUAGAUGAUAUUAUUAUCAAAUCAUUAAAGAUGGAUAUUCACAUUAUCAUUAAUUAAUACUAAUUUAUGGAAUGAAUUAUAAAAGGAAUAAAAUAAAUAAGAGAAUCUUAAAAAAUUACAUUAAAAAUUAUUAAGACCUAAUUUAGGAAAUCCAUAAUUAAAAGAAGAAUUAGAUGAUUUAAAAUAAAAAGAAUCAAAAAGAUUAUCUGAUUUUUUGGAAUUAUUAUCAAAAUAUUAAGUAACUCUUUUUGAUGAAAAUUUCAAUUAAGGAGACAAAUAUUUGAAAGCUGCAAAUUAAAAUUUUGAAUUCUUAUUACUUUUUUAUGAUUCACUCUUAUUAUUUGAAGAUUUUAUUAAAUUACCUGGAGAUGAAUAAAUAUAAAAAAAGCAUUAAAAUUUGAAAGUCUCUUUGAGAUAAAAGUAGAGUGGUUAAAUAAUAGAUACAAAUUCAGAAAGAUCUCUAAGUAAAACUUGGGAAGGUGUUUAAUUGGAUAUGUUUACUAUAGGAGAUAGAAUUAUAUAAUAUAAUUGGCAAAUCAAUUAAGUAGUAAAAGUAGAUCCGAAAGAUGCAAAAAAUAAAGCUCCAGAAGCUAAGAAACCUGCUCCAGGAGGAAAACAAUAAGAAAUUGAGAAACCCAUUUAGACAACUACAACGUAUUUAAUUUAAUAAACUUUAGACCAUUAAAAUCAUUUAAAACAUUUAGAUAAAUAUCAGCCAAACAUGAAUUCUUUAAAUCAAUUAAUGAAUUUGUUAUUGAAUACAAGAAAUAAGUAGAUUAUGCAAAAGAUUAAAUAAAAUUACUUAGUGAAAGAGAGUUAAAGUUCUAAUUCAAAUGGGAAUAAAGUAUUGCUUCUUUAUGA